AUGUCUCAGUGGCUCUGGCUCCUUGGGAAAAUCCUGCUCUUGACAAGAGUGGCUGCCUCCGUGAACUUCUUCCACCACCGCUACGAAGACCUGGUGCAAGCCCUGUUUGACGUGCAGGGUGCGUGCCCGUAUGUUACGAGGCUGUACAGCAUUGGCCGCAGCAUCCAGGGCCGCCACCUCUAUGUACUGGAGUUCAGCGACUACCCUGGCAUCCAUGAGCCCAUGGAGCCGGAGUUCAAGUAUGUGGCAAAUAUGCAUGGAAAUGAAGUACUUGGUCGGGAGCUGUUAAUUCAGCUUGCAGAGUUCCUGUGUGAAGAAUAUCGGCAUGGCAACCAACGCAUCACCCAGCUUAUCCAUGAUACACGCAUUCACCUCUUGCCCUCAAUGAACCCUGAUGGAUAUGAGGUGGCAGCUGCCCAGAGCCAAGGUGUUUUGGGGUACCUCACAGGGAGAAACAACGCCAAUGGAGUUGACCUCAACCGUAACUUCCCUGACCUCAACACCAUCAUGUAUUACAAUGAGAAACAUGGUGGACCCAACCAUCACAUCCCCUUGCCAGACAACUGGAGAAGUCAGGUGGAACCAGAGACUCUGGCUGUGAUUCAGUGGAUGAAAAGCUACAAUUUUGUCCUCUCAGCCAAUCUUCAUGGUGGCGCUGUAGUUGCCAAUUACCCAUAUGACAAAGCCCAGGUGCAAAGGAGCCGGAACUAUUGGCCCAGAAUGGAGACCCCAACUCCUGAUGACACCCUCUUCCAGAAGCUGGCAAAGGCCUAUUCCUAUGCUCAUGGAUGGAUGCACCAGGGCUUCAGCUGUGGGGACAUAUUUCCUGGUGGCAUCACAAAUGGGGCCUCCUGGUAUUCACUCAGCAAGGGGAUGCAGGACUUCAAUUACAUACACACCAACUGCUUUGAGAUUACCCUUGAAUUAAGCUGCAAUAAGUUCCCACCACAGGAGGAACUGGAACGUGAGUGGCUGGCAAACCGAGAAGCACUGGUCACCUACUUGGAGGAGAUUCACCAGGGAAUCAAAGGUUUGGUGCUGGAUGAGAACAACAAUAAACUGGCAGGUGCUGCCAUUUCUGUCCAAGGAAUUGGCCAUGAUGUCACCUCUGGUGAGCAUGGUGACUAUUUUCGACUGCUGUUGCCUGGCACUUAUGAUGUUACCGCAUCAGCAGAUGGGUAUCAGCCACAGACAGUGAUGGUGACAGUGGGUCCAGCCGGACCCUCAGUGGUGAAUUUCCAACUCAGAGAGAGCACAGCAGACCACACCCCUGGUCCAAAGAUUUCUGACAAAGGCUCCCACAGUAAAGGUCUGCACAAGAAAGUUGUGCCACGAGCUGCCCCAGAAGACAGAACUCAGCUAGAUGGAAGCUGA
Gekko japonicus is the source of this 1374-nucleotide messenger RNA. RefSeq names its product carboxypeptidase N subunit 1 (gene CPN1). The record is from RefSeq and is a predicted model, not a curated record. Gene Ontology annotation, molecular function: zinc ion binding; metallocarboxypeptidase activity. The transcript is spliced from 9 exons. Gene Ontology annotation, biological process: proteolysis. Lineage: Eukaryota; Metazoa; Chordata; Lepidosauria; Squamata; Gekkonidae. The coding region runs from base 1 to 1374 and encodes 457 amino acids.